Messenger RNA from Sebastes umbrosus (honeycomb rockfish), 966 nucleotides. Its product is annotated as beta-adrenergic receptor kinase 2-like. Gene Ontology annotation, molecular function: G protein-coupled receptor binding; G protein-coupled receptor kinase activity; ATP binding. Lineage: Eukaryota; Metazoa; Chordata; Actinopteri; Perciformes; Sebastidae. The coding region runs from base 83 to 922 and encodes 279 amino acids. The transcript has 10 exons. Gene Ontology annotation, biological process: regulation of signal transduction; G protein-coupled receptor signaling pathway; protein phosphorylation. The record is from RefSeq and is a predicted model, not a curated record.
UAUCACUAGUGUGGCUUGUUUCUCUUCACUGAGUCUCUCUCCGUUGUGUCCUCCAGGCUUCCUGCUGUUCAAGGACUUCUGUAUGAAUGAGAUCGACGAGGCCGUGCCACAGCUCAAGUUCUACGAAGAAAUUAAGGACUACGAGAAGCUGGACUCGGAGGAGGAGAGGUUGAGCCGCAGCCGGCAGAUUUACGACGGCUACAUCAUGAAGGAGCUGCUGUCCUGUUCACACCCAUUUUCUAAGAAAGCCGUGGACCACGUGCAGAGCCACCUAGCAAAGAAACAGGUUCCCCCGACUCUCUUCCAGCCAUACAUAGUGGAGAUCUGCGACAGCUUGAGAGGAAAGAUCUUCCAGAAGUUCAUUGAGAGUGACAAGUUUACUCGUUUUUGCCAGUGGAAGAACGUGGAGCUCAACAUCCAUCUGACCAUGAACGACUUCAGCGUGCAUCGGAUCAUCGGCAGGGGCGGCUUCGGCGAGGUGUACGGCUGCAGGAAGGCCGACACGGGGAAGAUGUACGCCAUGAAGUGUCUGGACAAGAAGAGGAUCAAGAUGAAGCAGGGGGAGACUCUAGCACUCAACGAGAGAAUCAUGCUGUCGUUAGUCAGCACAGGGGACUGCCCGUUCAUCGUGUGCAUGACGUACGCCUUCCACACCCCCGACAAGCUCUGCUUCAUCCUGGACCUCAUGAACGGUGGCGACCUGCACUACCACCUGUCUCAGCACGGCGUGUUCAGCGAGAAAGAGAUGCGUUUCUACGCCGCUGAGAUCAUCCUGGGUCUGGAGCACAUGCACAACCGCUUCGUCGUCUACAGAGACCUCAAGCCAGCUAAUAUCCUGCUGGAUGAACACGGUCAUGUUCGUAUCUCCGACCUCGGCCUCGCCUGCGACUUCUCCAAGAAGAAACCUCAUGCCAGUGUGUAAGUAUCUCUGUUAAACCCCGUUAUCACAGGACUCACUUCUCCAGG